CACGUUUCUAGCUAUGAAUAUUAAAAAACUGCUCCUAAAAAACGAACGCUACGGUUCUUUAGGAAAGGUAGCCAGUCAUAGUAAAUGUUAGCCAGUUAGCAAAGUUACUUACUUUUGUAAACAGUGAACAGGAGUACUCAAGUAAAAUAUAUUGGAAAUGAAAAAUGGCUAAAAUGUACUACUUACAAAUACAAGAAGCUACAACUAUAUACAAUAAAUUGGUUGGAAAAAGGUAGUGGAAGAGCGGUGUCAUCGGCCAUAGCUCACAAAACCGUUGAGCGUCCGUUAAGUGGUUAGCUCGCGCUAGCUUUUUAAAUUCGCCACGAAGAUCCCAACAAUCUCGCGCACAUUAGUGUUUCGCGCUUAAACGUACUAUCAGUGCAACUUGGAGAAUCCAACGAGGAAUAGACAUUGCCUAUAAAUUGACUGGGUUACCGGACAGAAAUAUGGAUUUAGCUAUAUGCUAGUCAACAAUGAUAAGGUUGAUGUGCAAGACAGGUGCCACCUUCAUCCAAAAAAACAGCAUUGGCCAGUUGGGAGCAAGAGCAGAGCAAGAGUGGUGCAACAAAACAUCAGAUGUUCAAGCCCAGGACAACCAGCAGGGAGACAAUAUUUAUACAGAUCUGUCAAAUAUGCAAGGAAGGCCAUUUUCUCCAUGGGAACACUCAGCCAUCGUAUGUCACAGACCCCUGCCAUACAACAAGAGUCUUCUGAGUGGUCAAUAUCUAACCAGACCCCAUAUAGCUUUCAGGAUACAAGACAAGGCCAACAUGUUCUACCACAUGAUAAGUCCAAUGUGAGAUAUACAUUCAUGCACCUACACCACAACAAUGGCAAACAGGGUGGAACAUGCCCAAUACGUAUACAUGGCCAUCUCAGGAUACAAGACAAGGCCAGGAUGUUCCUUCUCAUACAAAUGGUCCAAGUUGAGGAGGAAAUGAAUGUUUUCCCACUAAAUUCAGUGGAGACCCUAGAAGAUUUAGAGAAGAGGCUGUUGAACAAUGGACUGAAGCAGAGGAUGACCAAUACGCUGUCACUAAGUGGAGGCCACACAAUGAAGAAGACAAUAUGGCGGAUUGCCAGCAAGGUCUUCACCACAAACCUGGCAAAAAGCCUUAACUGGUGUGGCAGGGGACACAAGCGAGGUUUAAAGCAGACAGCCUGUGGACAGCUUAUUAUUGCUGCCGCAGGGAAGAACCCGACGCUACCAGCUCCCACGGAAGCAGAGGCUGAAAAAUGCCUAAAGGACUACCUCCGUCUGGCACCAGCAAGACGCUAAUCUUUUAUUUUGUUAAUUCCACAUGUUUGUUGCAUUCUUUAUUCUAUUGUUGAUUUUUUUGUUAAAUAAACGUUAAAAGAAUAAUAAUAAUAAUUAA
This is a messenger RNA of Pygocentrus nattereri (red-bellied piranha), 1376 nucleotides long. RefSeq lists its product as uncharacterized. The transcript is spliced from 12 exons. Lineage: Eukaryota; Metazoa; Chordata; Actinopteri; Characiformes; Serrasalmidae. The coding region runs from base 461 to 1279 and encodes 272 amino acids. The record is from RefSeq and is a predicted model, not a curated record.